ACAGCGCACGGCGAGGGGCGUGGCUAGUGCUCGGCGGGUUUUUGACGGUUGCGGGCACCGGGAACGGUUGGGAAUCGAAUGAUCGGUGUGGGACCUUGUUAUUGAUCAAGUAUUGCUGUCAUGGCAUUGGACAAAAUUAUCCAGGAUGCACUGACCCAGUUUGUUCAACUUCACAUCCCAGAUGCUGAUCUCAGUGUGAUGGAUGAGGUGAUUCUGUCCUAUAUCACCAGUGUACUGGAGGAACUUGGAUCUCCAGACUCGUCUGAAGAGAACUUUGAUGUGGAAAUGUUUGUGGAAAUGAUGGCAGCUUAUGUCCCAGGCUUCGCAGAGAUAAGCAGUGUCACUAUCUGCGAGAUGAUGUUUGAUUUGGCUGCACGUCUGGUAGAAGCUCGUAACAAAGAAAAUGUUCACCCCCUGACUGCCUCUCAAGACUGCGAGUCCUUUUCAAAGGAACUGGCUAGCAGCAAAGAAGACAAGAAAUCAUCAGAGCCAGAAAGUAACCCAGUGCCAAGAGAGGGAGCCAGCGCAAAGGAAGGAUGUGGCAAGGUAGAUGAUGGCGUCCAGCUGCUUGUCGAGAUGUUUCCAUCCUGCAGUCUGUCAGUCAUGCACAAAGCUUUGUCUGUGGCUAAAGGCAACUUGGAUUAUGCGGUGCAGUUAAUCAUGGAGGGUAGGGUGAAGCAACCUGAAGCUGAGACUCUGGAGGAAACUCUCCCCAAAGCAGAUAAGAAAAUCAAAGCAAGCAUCUUGGAGAAGUAUAUGAUGGUGGAUAAUGAGGACGACGUCAAAACACACAAGCCUAUUGCACCCAAAGCGGCUCCCAAGAAGCUUAUCCGAUACAUAGACAACCAGGUAGUGAGCACAAAGGGAGAACGAUACACUGAAGUCAAGAAAACUGAAAGUGAAGAAAUGAAGAAAACCUACAUCAACCUUAAACCUGCCAGGAAAUAUAAAUUCCACUGAGAUGCCAAUUGAGUGCUUCCCAGACAGAUCCAGCAUGGGCUAACUUCAUUCCCUUAUUUCCUGUAUCCAACACAGUUCAAGGAUAAAAUAUUUUUUCUUUUCAGAACUGGACAAUGGGUGGGGGUAAGAGUGCAAAGCAUUCAUUCGUCUCUUUCUUACAAAGGGGUCUAUGUCACUUAAUCACUGAGAAUGCUGAUUUCCUUAAGACCCCAGCAAUAUUUUUUUCCAUUUGACAUUGUUACUGUGAGCACUGCAUUAUUGCAGCUUAGGGCUCUGCAUCUUGUAGUACACAAAUAUAGUAACAUUGUACAGCUGAAUUCACUGACACACUGCUUCAGAACAGCAUUAUCUAAAUGUGGCCUUGAUGUCAUUACUUCAGUAGAUUUUUUUAAACUUUAACUCUCCUUCCAUAGUGUUAAAUAGAUAAACAUUUUUCAGUGUGGGUUUGGAUAAAGUAUUUUUUAAAAAAACGUCCCUCUCCAAGUCAAUUAAGUGGUCAAGCAGGGAUCCACUGAUGAUCUCAGUGUUUCUAUUACUGUGUGCUCACUUCAGAGGCUUCUAUGACCAACAGAGCACCUUAAAGGAAAAGUGCAGUCAUUUCAUUUAGAUGUCUCUAGCUGCAACUCACUUUGAGCUCCCUUUGAUAAAUUGCUGCAAAUGGGAUUCAUUAUUUGUUGGAGGAGCUAAAGACUGGAUUUUUAAUUUUUUUAAUCAGGAAAGCUACUUCCCUUUAAAAGAAUUUACUGAGUGGAGUAGCCUAGUUUUAAAUUAUUUUUUAUGAAUAGAGCUAAAAUUAGGUUUGUUAGUUUGAUAUAAACUUAUAAUGGUUCAUGAAAGAAUAGGAGCAAGAAAGUUUGAACACCUCAGAUGCACAGACUGAUCAGAAUGUAAAAGUUCUCAGUGCACGUGUUCUUCAAAACUGUAUCUCCCCAGCUGGAAUUUGGUUAAUAUAUAUAAUAUUAGUAUGGCACUUUAAAAAUGAUGUGAUUUUGUCGAUAAUGAUUGAAGCAGUGGGGUGAGUUGAGGUUUUAGACAGUUUUGUUUUAAUCACUGUACCUGUCUGUGAAAGAAUAUAGCAAUCUAUAAAUAAAUAAUUUGUACUGCUUUUAUUAUAAUCUGUUCACUUAUGUUUACAGUGUGUAUGAUUCUGUGUUCUG
Hemiscyllium ocellatum (epaulette shark) is the source of this 2117-nucleotide messenger RNA. RefSeq names its product CUE domain containing 2 (gene cuedc2). Bases 121 to 960 code for a protein of 279 amino acids. The record is from RefSeq and is a predicted model, not a curated record. The transcript is spliced from 9 exons. Lineage: Eukaryota; Metazoa; Chordata; Chondrichthyes; Orectolobiformes; Hemiscylliidae.